UCCAGGCACAGAGCUGCUGGUGGCUGCAGAAGGAGAAGAAAAGGAGGAGGAGGUGGAAGAUGGUGGAAUUAGAGGUGGGAGCUGCUGCACUGAAGACUCCAUCUCCGGGCGAUCCCCGAUCUCCCUGAUCCCAUCUCCUCCCUCCCUCUAUGCAGCAGCAGCAGCCUGCCAGCUGCUCAUCCAUUGGGCAGUGUGUGUGAUCGAUCAGUGGCAAGGAGAAGAAGAGGCGAUCCCUGGGAUCUGUGGGCAAGAUGUUGAUAUGGUAAGCUUACCUCAAUAGCAAAUCUGCCAUGAACAACUCGGAGGGAUCGCAGGAGGUGGAGGCUAGUGAUGAGCCUGGAAAUGCAGACAUCAAUGAGUCUGUAGAAGCUGACCUUGAACUUCCAGAAGUUGAAGAAGAGCAACAUUCACAACCUUCUCCCAACUCGAGGCAGGGGCAGGAGCAGGAGCAGGAGAGACCAUUUGGGCAGGAUGAAGAAGGAACACUUGCUAGAUCCGCUAGUACAGAGAGUGGAUUUCACAACCACACGGAUACAGCAGAAGGGGAUGUCAUAGGAGGCCAAGAAGAUGGGUAUGACCUGGACAGAGCUCAGGAAAAUGAGGAUGAGAAUGCUUAUGCUGUUCAAUACAGGCCAGAGUCUGAGGAAUAUACAGAGAAUGCAGAGGCUGAGCAUGGUGAAGCACUUCGUAACAGAACUCUACCCAAUCACUUACAUUUCCAUGGUUUGGACCAAGAGGAGGCUAUAAAUGCAGCUUAUUCUGGGUAUGUCUACACACACCGGUUAUUUCACAGGGGUGAGGAUGAACAAUAUGCUGAACCAUAUGCAGACUAUGGACUGCAAGAGCAUGUUUAUGAGGAAAUAGGUGACACACCAGAUUUGGAUAUCAGAGAGGGUCUUCGACUCUAUGAGCAGGAAAGAGAAGAAGCUGAUAAUUAUAGGAAAGAAGCUCUGGGUGCUCGACUUCAUCAUUAUGAUGAACGGUCGGAUGGUGAGUCUGAUAGUCCUGAGAAAGAGGCAGAGUUUGCUCCCUAUCCAAGGAUGGAUAGUUACGAGCAAGAAGAAGACAUUGAUCAGAUUGUAGCAGAGGUCAAACAGAGCAUGAGUUCCCAAAGUCUCGAUAAAGCUGCUGAGGACAUGCCAGAAUCUGAACAAAACUUAGAUCUUGCUGACCCCUCUCAAGUUAGUGGAGAAGACCAUGUUACGAAUGGCAACCUCUCUACUGCCUCAAAAACUGCUGCUAAUACAGGUGAAAUAGUGCAAAGGUACAGUAAAGAAAAACGAGAUGCCAUCUCGCUGGCUAUCAAAGACAUUAAGGAUGCUAUAGAGGAAGUGAAGACAAGGACAAUACGUUCUCCUUAUACCCCUGAUGAGCCAAAAGAACCAAUUUGGGUAAUGAGGCAGGACAUCAGCCCAACAAAGGACUGUGAUGAUCAGAGACCACUAGGUGGAGAUACUCCAUCUCCUGACUCUUCUACGCAGGGAGCAGAAUCUAUAAACCGGCAACCUCGACAGAAUGCCAGUGAUUCAGCAGAAUCCGUCUCAAACAAAGAGUCAAGGAAGAGCCUGGCUUCUUUCCCAACCUACGUAGAAGUGCCAGGACCCUGUGAUCCUGAAGACUUGAUAGAUGGAAUUAUUUUUGCCGCAAAUUACCUCGGCUCCACACAGCUACUCUCUGACAAAACUCCCUCAAAAAAUGUGCGCAUGAUGCAAGCACAAGAAGCUGUUAGUCGAAUUAAGAUGGCCCAGAAAUUAGCCAAAAGCAGGAAGAAGGCUGCAGAAGGGGAAGCUCAGCCAAUGACAGAAGUGGACUUAUUUAUUUCUACGCAGAGAAUAAAAGUAUUGAAUGCUGACACACAGGAGACAAUGAUGGAUCACCCUUUGAGGACAAUAUCAUAUAUUGCGGAUAUUGGAAAUAUUGUUGUCCUGAUGGCACGCAGACGAAUGCCACGCAGUAACUCUCAAGAAAAUGUGGAGGCUUCCCACCCAUCCCAAGAUGGAAAGAGACAGUACAAGAUGAUCUGCCACGUCUUCGAGUCUGAAGAUGCUCAGCUCAUUGCUCAGUCUAUAGGUCAGGCAUUUAGUGUUGCUUACCAGGAAUUUCUUAGAGCUAAUGGCAUUAACCCAGAAGAUCUGAGCCAAAAGGAAUACAGCGAUUUACUUAACACCCAAGACAUGUAUAAUGAUGACCUCAUCCAUUUCUCAAAGUCUGAGAAUUGUAAAGAUGUGUUUAUUGAAAAACAAAAAGGGGAAAUCCUUGGAGUUGUCAUUGUAGAAUCUGGCUGGGGCUCUAUUCUUCCAACAGUUAUUAUUGCUAACAUGAUGCAUGGAGGACCUGCUGAGAAGUCAGGAAAACUGAAUAUUGGGGAUCAAAUCAUGUCCAUAAACGGAACCAGCUUAGUUGGGUUACCGCUGUCCACUUGUCAAAGCAUCAUCAAGGGCUUAAAGAACCAGUCACGAGUGAAGCUGAACAUCGUUAGAUGUCCUCCAGUUACCACUGUCUUAAUCCGGAGACCAGAUCUUCGAUACCAGCUUGGUUUCAGUGUACAGAAUGGCAUUAUUUGCAGCCUUAUGCGAGGUGGGAUCGCAGAGCGAGGUGGUGUACGAGUAGGUCAUCGCAUCAUUGAGAUCAAUGGACAGAGUGUUGUAGCAACUCCUCAUGAGAAGAUAGUUCACAUUCUCUCCAAUGCAGUUGGCGAGAUACAUAUGAAGACUAUGCCAGCAGCCAUGUACCGACUGCUGACAGCACAAGAGCAACCGGUUUACAUCUGAUAGCAUCGCUGUCUCGUCACACAUGCAUGGAGCACAGUUCUCCUCAAGAGUGGUUGUGGUUAUAGUGCUGAAUCUGUGUCUGCAAAAAUAUCUUGAGAAGAAUUACUUCAUUUCCUUUUUGGUUUCAGCCCGUGUUUUGUUUUACGUUCUACAUCUUUUAUAAAAAUGGAUUCAUCUAUUUUUAGGCCUGUGCUCCAGUCAUGAUUCAACUAAUAUAUAGCUGCAGUGCUAGGAAAACACCUUACAGUCCACGUGGACCACUUUGAGUCCUAUACUGCAUCCUGCUGAAAGGCUGGGUGACAACAAGUCAGUUCAGUGAAGACCAAGCUUCUGCUAUUAGUGAUCUUGUCCUCUCCUUCUUAUGCACUUAAAGUUUCACAUUUAAAUCUGGCCAGUAGUUAAUCUUGCGUCUUAUGAAAGAGCCUUCAUGCAUGUGUCACAGUUGUAAAGUAGCAGGACUGGAUCUUAGAUACAACUCUGGAAGUUGUGCAUGAAACUCUGGGUUGCCUUGGAUCUGCAAAUUAUACUAUGUGUGCUUCUGUUGUGUUCACUGUAUCAAAGCACUUUUGAAAUUGAAAUAUCCUACAUCAGUAAGUAUUUAUUUAAAUAUCAGGUGCUGUUCAACCAGCAUGUCUGCUUACUUAUUAAAAACCCCCACCAAUAAACAGAACUCAUCCUCAACAUCCAACAGUGCAUAUAAAUGUUGGAAUCUGGCUUAGUUCACUUUGUUUGUUGAGCAAACAAUUUUCACGAAAUCCCAGAUAAUGCCAGCUUAUUCGCCCUGGAACCUAUUUUAGUGAUUCAGUCAUUCCUUACCAUGUUAUUGUCCAAACACGGGACAUACAGUACAUUUUAAGUCCUUGGUUUACAAAGGGCACUAUUUCACUCACACUUUCAAUAAAAUGGAGAUGAAACCUUUUUAAACUUUACAGUAGGCAGUUCUUAUGGAUUGACUUUCACUAAAACUCUCCAAGUCAAUAAUGACUCCUAACUGCCCUUAAAAAUAGUGCCCAGGCAAUGGGAACAAGCAUCUUUUUUUAAGGGGCUUGUUCACACCAGGUCUGUUACGCUGCAUUGUUUCGCAUUGAUCAACACAGACUCAAUGCAAGGAGAUUCUAAAAACAAUUGCCUGCUUCCUAUAUGCACUGUUCAUACAACACUAGUGCAUCUGUUUGCGUUGAGGAUAAAUGUAGGCAUGUUGCAUCCUUAUGCAGCACAGCACACAAACAUGCGUGACAAUGCAACGCGCAUAUCAACAUUUGUAUUUUGACUCUUGACGUUGCCUGUACAGAAAGAAAUGCAUUUUAAAAAUGUAAAUGAACACCUAGUAAAACACAGUACAAUAAGUUAAAAACUGCACAUCACUGUGCUUUAACAAGCAUAUAUUUUCUGUGUAUUUUUAUGUGCAUUGUGGUGUCAAUGAGCCCUGAAUGGUUUAAAACUGAAAGUCCUUCUUAAGAGCAGGCAUCUAAAGUGGUUCUAAAGGCAGAAGGUUUUUUUACCUUAAUGCAUUAUACUUACCUGAGCCCCAUCUCAAUCCAGCGAUGUGCAUUAGAGCAGCUCUCCUUCGUCUCUCUCAUUGGCCCACACAGCAGCAGGAGCCAUUGGCGGCUGCUGCUGCUGUCAAUCACAGCCAGUGAGCCAAGGAGGGGAGAAGGGCUGAGCCGCACAAUGUCCAUUCACAGGAGCGCAGCUCGGGAGCCCCUAAGGCAAGAGGCUUUCUAUUGGGGGCACUUGGCAUGGGCAAACGGCCAGGACCGCAGGCGGUGGACCCAAAAAUAGGAGGAUGUGGGCAAAAAAUGAUGACCUUUACAAUCACUUUAAUUUUGAGCCUGAAGACUUUUGAGCACCCUCUGGGAAAUAUGCCUGACCUGAACAACCAGCCCACUAUUCCAUGGGUACCUAUCAGAGGCUAAUCACAGCAUUUUUGAUAAAUUGCUGGAAUGAAGAAAAAAAAAAAGGUCCCAGUGAGCGUGCCCCUUCAUAGAUCCCAGAGGGUAGAAUAAAAGUUUUAAUACCAGGUGCCAUACUGUCUGCUGUUAGUCAGAAUAUUACAUUUUUCAAAACAGCCUUUAAAAUGUUCUUAGCAGAACACAAAGGUGUGUGGAUUUUGCUAUGGCCCAUGCAUUUGGAAAACAGAUAUUUUUGUUUUCACGCUCUCUUUACAAGUGUAUGCAUUUCACAACGAGGCAAAACUGUCUAAGAAUACAGUCGGCUUAUACAGUUGCCAGACUUGCCUUUGCAUUGUCAGAAUACAUUUCUUUCCAUUUUACUACGUUUACAUUGUAUUUACAUGGUUCUGCUGUUACCUUGUCUCUGUAAGGAGAGCUGUUGAGUGCUGGAGCAGUAAAUUAAGAUUUGAAAUGGUUUCCCGCAAACUUUGUUUACAUCAUGCAUUACAAAUUGUCCAAGAGCUCUAACACAGGUAUGUCAUAUUUUUUGCACAGGGUACUUUUUUCAGUGGUACAUACCACAGCUUAAGCUUCUUGGAAACGCAGAUGGCUUAUCUUGCAGUAUUCAGGGUAACAGCACACAUAAGCUAUCUCAUAAAUUAGCAGAUAUAAACAUAGAUGUAGCUGAAUGUACCUACUGUAAAUGUUACUGAUGUAGAAGCAGUAUACGUAGAUAUAGACACAACUCUUCAGCCCUAUUGCUGGCCAAACACUUGUCAAUUUUAACAAGUGUCAGCAGUUUAUAAAACAACCAAGUGCAUCAAGGCAACAGUUUACAUAAAUUGUUAGUGAUAGCAAAAAAAUAGACUGCUAUCGUAAUAGUAGCUACCAACCUCCAUGGAUACUAGGUCUGCCCCAAACAUCAGCUAUAUUUGGUGCUGUGAGAGUGGCAUGUUACCUAUAAUAAGGUCAUGCAAUGAGUGGAAUUGCCUCCAUGGCCUUCAUUGGUGGAUGUGUUCAUAUACUUGAUAGCAGAUUGCUAUGAUCCAUUUAGUUGGUUUUUGAAAGCAAAAGCAUAUUUAAAGCUCUUCCCUGAUAACCCUGGUUAUGUGAUGGUGCAGUUUUUACUUUUACAUUGACAUAAGUUGUCUCAGUUUACAAUUGUGUUUACAUGGGGUUUAAAAUGUUCUGCCUCCUCUUGAAUAUGUCGACCUAGUUUGCCACUUUUGGUUGGUACAUAUAUAACUUGUUAAGCAGAUCAAGUCAUUAUGUGAAAAAGACUGCCAUUUCAUAGUCAUAAUCUUGCCAGUCUGCAAAGUAGCAAAGGACUUCAUUUACUGUAAUACCGGGCAACUAAAAUCUGUCUCUUCCAUUACUGUAUGUGUUGGACCCAGAUUUAAAUGUCAGCCUAGUGUAAAGUGGAUUGAUAAAACUAAUCGGUUAAUGUAAAACAUGACAUGUUUUAGGUCUAAUAUACCAUAAUUAAUAUUUAUUUUGUGAUGUAGAUAAUUUUUGUUUUCCUGUAUAUCAGGGAUUAUAAUUUCGUUCUUAGAAAGCUGAUGCAGCCUUGAAAACUAUAAUAUGAACACAAUAGGAAAUGUAUUUAUUUAUUUAUUAGAACAUGUGUUACAUGUUUGGGAAUCGUAUUUUUUUUUUUAUUUGAGGACAUAAAAAAAUAUGUCCCAAUAUAUGUUUCUUGAAAGUUCCCAUUUAUGUGUGCAGUUUUUAUUUCUUAAAACAACUUACCUGUAUGUUUACUAUAGGAAGCUGCAAUUCCUGACUUCUAACCAAAUAACAUGGAAAAAACCCAGUAUUUUAUUUAUGAAGAUUUUUUUUUGUUAUGGAAGUCAUAUGGUUAGCAGAUAAAAAGGACCUCAUUCUUUGUUUACUACAGCAACAUGUACAAUGCUAAUAGGAAUAGGCUUCCGAUGUUUCUUAGAAACCAGACAACACAUUGGAAUCAAAUAAAAAAUAAUGGUGGCUCCUUUUCUUCCAUUAAAAUUCCAGAACAAAUUAAUUUCAUACA
Messenger RNA from Rana temporaria (common frog), 6689 nucleotides. RefSeq names its product amyloid beta precursor protein binding family A member 1 (gene APBA1). Gene Ontology annotation, molecular function: amyloid-beta binding; protein binding. The transcript has 13 exons. Gene Ontology annotation, cellular component: dendritic spine; cytoplasm; plasma membrane. Bases 291 to 2771 code for a protein of 826 amino acids. The record is from RefSeq and is a predicted model, not a curated record. Lineage: Eukaryota; Metazoa; Chordata; Amphibia; Anura; Ranidae. Gene Ontology annotation, biological process: chemical synaptic transmission.